CUUUGUCGGCCAUUUUAGCUUCACGGAAUGAUCUCUGGUUUCUCUUCUUCCUUUAAAUAAUCCAUUUUCCUUUUUUGGGUUUGGUUUAAUCGCUAAUUUGGGGGUUUGUUAUCAAUGUGUUCUUGAAUGUAAUAUCGCCAAGUGUUCGAUUUCCGCCGCAAAGUGAUAGAGAUUGUGAUGAUUUUGUUGUUGUUCUUCUUCUUUCUGCCGAAUUAUUGACUGCAAAUGCUCUGAAAUUCAUCUUCGAUCUGCCCCUUUUUCUUGUUCCAUUUCGUUUUCUUCGAUUUAUGAGCUUCAUGGUUUUGAGCUUCUCGUUGGAAGAAGACAUGGCGGAAUAGUUAUGGCUAUCAGGCAAGAUGUUUGAUAAAAUGUCUGCAAAUGUAAAGCCAAGGGGAGGCUUCUUAGUCAAUUUUGUUGGAUUUUGGUUCAGUACCAAUCUUUUGUUCUGUACUUCACAAGGGUUAAACUUAGAGGGGCUGUCCCUUUUAGAGCUGAAAAGGACACUUACGGAUGAGUUUGGUAGUUUAAAGAACUGGAACCCUGCGGACCGGACACCGUGCGGUUGGAUCGGUGUGCAAUGCACUUCUGGUGAAGCUCCGGUUGUAUGGUCGCUCGACUUGAAGUCGAAGAAGCUCUCUGGAUCCGUGAACCCCGUUAUCGGUAACUUGAUUCAUUUAACUUAUCUUGAUCUAUCUUUCAAUGAGUUCACUGGGAACAUUCCCAAAGAAAUUGGAAACUGUUCAUAUCUUGAAUAUCUUUUUCUUAACAACAACAUGUUUGAGGGGAGAAUCCCAGCUGAGUUAGGGAAUCUAUCUGUCUUGAGGAGUUUGAAUAUCUGUAACAAUGUACUAAGUGGUUCAAUCCCGGAGGAGAUCGGGAAGUUAUCGUCGUUAGUCAAGUUUGUGGCGUAUACGAACCAGCUAACUGGAUCGUUGCCUCGUUCUAUUGGGAAUCUUACGAAACUUAAGAGGUUUAGAGCUGGACAGAAUGGUAUCUCUGGAAGUAUACCUUCUGAGAUAAGUGGAUGCCGAAGUCUUAAUGUGCUUGGUCUUGCUCAAAACGAGAUAGGAGGGGAGCUACCAAGGGAGCUCGGGAUGCUUCGUAACUUAACCGAGAUGGUUCUAUGGGGUAACCAGUUUUCUGGUAGCAUUCCGGAGGAGCUUGGGAAGUGUAGGAGUCUCGAGGUCGUGGCGUUGUAUGCUAAUAAUCUGGUUGGCUCCAUACCAAAGGCAUUGGGGAAUCUCAGCUCUCUUAAGAGGCUGUAUCUCUACAGAAAUGGCCUUAAUGGGACGAUUCCAAAGGAAAUUGGUAAUCUUUCUUUGGUGGAAGAGAUUGAUUUCUCAGAGAACUCCUUAACUGGUGGCAUUCCCUUUGAGUUAAGUAAGAUCAAGGGCCUGCGCUUGCUGUUCCUCUUCAAGAAUCUGCUGACUGGUGUAAUACCUGAUGAGCUUAGUACGUUGAAGAACUUGACACGGCUCGACCUAUCGAUAAACGAUCUUAGAGGACGUAUACCGUUUGGUUUUCAAUAUUUGACUAAGAUGGUACAACUGCAGCUGUUUGAUAACUCCCUCAGUGGUAGCAUUCCUUCACAGCUCGGACGUUAUAGCCGACUUUGGGUGGUCGAUUUUUCAGUAAACAACCUAACAGGGACGAUACCGUCUUACCUUUGUCGACAUUCGAACCUGAGUAUAUUGAACUUGGAGUCCAACAAGCUAUAUGGAAACAUCUCUUCUGGGAUUCUGAAUUGCAGAUCUCUAGUGCAGCUUCGUGUCGGUGGGAACAUGCUUACCGGGGCGUUUCCAUCCGAGCUUUGCAGCUUGGAGAACCUUUCAGCUAUUGAACUUGGCGAAAAUAGAUUCCAUGGUCGGAUUCCUUUGGAUAUUGGAAGAUGUAAGAAGUUGCAAAGGCUUGAAAUUGCAAACAAUUUGUUCACAUCUAAGCUGCCAAAGGAAAUUGGAAAGCUCACUCAAUUGGUGACUUUGAAUGUUUCAUCAAAUCGACUUGAUGGCGAGUUACCGGUUGAAUUGUUCAAGUGCAAGAUGCUUCAACGAGUCGAUCUGAGCCACAACGCGUUUACGGGGUCGUUACCGAAUGAGAUCGGAUCACUUACUCAGCUGGAGCUACUGAUCCUGUCGGGAAACAAGUUGUCAGGGAACAUACCUGCAGGAGUUGGAAAGAUGUCCCGAAUGACAGAGUUGAAGAUUGGUGGAAACAUGUUUUUUGGUGAAAUUCCAAAGGAGUUGGGGUCACUUUUAGGCUUGCAAAUUGCAAUGGAUCUUAGUUAUAAUAAGCUAUCAGGGAGAAUACCACCAGAACUGGGAAGACUAUAUCUUCUAGAAAUUCUGCUGCUGAAUAACAAUGAUUUGAGUGGACAAAUUCCUAGAGAGUUCGAGAACCUAUCUAGUUUAUCGGUCUGCAACUUCUCAUACAACGACCUUACGGGGCCGAUACCGUUGACACCGUUGUUUCAGAACAUGGACGUCGAUAGCUUUCGAGGUAACGACGGACUUUGCGGCGGAGCUCUUGGUGAUUGCAAUGGGGAUUCUUAUUUUGAGAGUGAAAAUACAUCAAGAGGUAAAAUCAUCACAGGAAUUGCUUGUGCUGUUGGUGGGGUUUCUCUCAUUUUAAUUAUGAUUAUUUUGCAUCAAAUGAGAUGUCGAGAUGAGGCCGAGAUACCGUGCUCGGACUCGGACUUGGACUCGGGUUUUUACUUACCUCCCAAGGAGGGAUUUAGCUUCCAUGAUCUGGUUGAAGUCACAAAUAACUUCCAUGACAGUUAUAUUAUUGGAAAGGGUGCUUGUGGGACAGUUUAUAAAGCCAUGGUUCAUACUGGACAGAUCAUUGCUGUUAAGAAGCUGGCAUCAAAUAGGGAAGGGAGCGACGUCGAAAACAGUUUCCAGGCCGAAAUUUUGACGCUCGGAACGAUAAGGCAUCGAAAUAUUGUUAAGCUGUAUGGAUACUGCUACCACCAGGGUUUCAAUCUGCUUCUUUAUGAAUACAUGGCAAAGGGUAGUUUAGGUGAAGUAAUUCACGGGUCGUCUUGUUGCUUGGAUUGGCCAACUCGGUUCACGAUUGCGAUCGGAGCUGCAGAAGGUCUUGCGUACUUGCAUCAUGACUGCAAACCAAUGAUAGUUCACCGUGAUAUCAAGUCGAAUAAUAUUCUCCUCGACGAUCACUUUGAAGCUCAUGUUGGUGAUUUCGGUCUUGCGAAAGUUAUCGACAUGCCUCAUUCUAAAUCAAUGUCAGUCGUUGCAGGCUCGUAUGGAUACAUCGCUCCUGAAUAUGCAUACACUAUGAAGGUUACCGAAAAAUGCGACAUUUAUAGUUUUGGCGUCGUUCUACUCGAGUUGUUAACGGGAAAAACUCCCGUUCAACCAUUAGAUCAGGGAGGUGAUCUUGUAACAUGGGUAAAAAAUUUUAUCCGUAACCAUUCAUUCACAUCGAGAAUAUUUGAUUCUCGGUUGAACCUUCAAGACCGAAGUAUCGUCGAACACAUGAUGACCGUACUUAAAAUCGCUCUUAUGUGCACGAGUAUGUCUCCUUUUGACCGACCAUCGAUGCGGGACGUUGUAUCGAUGCUUAUAGAGUCUAACGAGCAAGAAGUGAAUUUCGUUCCAUCUCCGAAUUCCGAUAUUCCCCUCAAAGAUAACACAGUAUGACAGUAUAUCCAUUCUUGGAAGCUCCAUCAGAUGGCUAAAGAUUGCUAGUUGCUGAUUGUUCCUCCUGAUUUUAUUUUUAACAGGAAAUUGAUUGGUUUCAUUUCAUAGUAAUUCUGUAUUUUUGUUAAAGAAACUAUUACAAUUUUUCAUGUAUAGUUGGUAAUACCAUUGUUUUGUAUGUAAAACAUCAGUCUUAGCAAUAAAAGUCUAAGCU
Cucurbita pepo subsp. pepo (vegetable marrow) is the source of this 3873-nucleotide messenger RNA. RefSeq lists its product as uncharacterized. The record is from RefSeq and is a predicted model, not a curated record. NCBI's taxonomy places the organism in Eukaryota, Viridiplantae, Streptophyta, Magnoliopsida, Cucurbitales, Cucurbitaceae. Gene Ontology annotation, molecular function: protein kinase activity; ATP binding; protein binding. Gene Ontology annotation, biological process: protein phosphorylation.